Molecule: messenger RNA, 1371 nt
Organism: Penicillium oxalicum
Lineage: Eukaryota; Fungi; Ascomycota; Eurotiomycetes; Eurotiales; Aspergillaceae
Product: glycoside hydrolase family 76 protein
Exons: 4
Coding region: 1-1371 (456 amino acids)
Biological process (GO): carbohydrate catabolic process; fungal-type cell wall biogenesis
Molecular function (GO): mannan endo-1,6-alpha-mannosidase activity
Source: RefSeq, a predicted model, not a curated record
AUGUACCUCCCUGUGUGUUAUGUGAUGGGGAGUUUGAUAUCGCUGCUUAUUGCCCGACAAGCUGCAGCAAUCGAUUUGAAUAUCAAUGACGAGCAAUCCCUCAAAGAAGCCGCCAGCACAACGGCCUACGCUAUGAUGACAUAUUACCAUGGUAACGAAACCGGCCAAAUUCCAGGAGCAUUCCCUUCAAAGUGGUGGGAAGGGUCAGCUCUCUUCCUAGCUUUGCUUCAGUACUGGCACUUCACUGGUGAUGCCACUUACAAUGGCGAGCUACGGGUCGGGUUAGAAUGGCAAUCUGGCAAAAAUGGUGACUACAUGCCGAGCAACUACAGCAGUUAUUUGGGCAACGACGAUCAAAUGUUUUGGGGGCUGGCCGCCAUGACCGCCGCUGAGCUGCGAUUUGAGGAUGUGUCGGGCGGGUUCUCCUGGCUCUCACUUGCCCAGGGAGUUUUUAACACGCAGAUCAAACGAUGGGACACCUCUACCUGCAAUGGUGGGAUGCGCUGGCAGAUCUGGCCAUAUCAGUCGGGCUACACGUUGAAAAAUUCCAUUGCCAAUGGCGGCCUCUUUCAACUUGCCGCCCGGUUGGCACGAUACACUCACGACGCGACCUAUGCUACAUGGGCCAAGAGAAUUUGGGACUGGUCGCUCAGUUCUCCACUUCUCAACAACUCGACGUGGAACGUAGCAGACUCGACAAACAUGGAGAACAACUGUGCCACACAAGGAAAUACGCAGUGGUCUUAUAAUUACGGUACUUACAUGAUGGGCGCCGCGUACAUGUACAAUUAUACGAAUGGGAGCACCCAAUGGCUCAUGGCCGUCAAUGGACUCAUGAAUAAGACAUUUGACGAAUUUUUCCCUCAGAGCAAUGGCGGCAUCUUUGAAGAAGUCACUUGCGAGCCCUCGCAACAAUGCAACAAUAAUGAGGUUCUUUUCAAGGGGCUUGUCUCUUCCUGGUUAUCUUUCACUGCUCUUCUCGUCCCGUCUACUUACAAAUUUAUUUUACCGAAGCUUCAGACUUCUGCCGUGGCGGCAGCUAAGUCUUGCACAGGUCACAAUAACAACACGUGCGGGGUUCGAUGGUAUCAAUCUACGUACGACGGAUGGAGUGGGAUGGAGGAGCAAAUAAGUGCCACAAGCCUUUUUGUGGCAAACAUGAUACAGUUCACUGGACAUGGAUCCGGCCCGGUGACUGCAAUGACGGGCGGAAACAGUACAAGCAAUCCAACGGCGGGCGAAAACGACACAAGCUCUACUACCACGCCUUUGUCGGCCAUCACGACAGUAGACAAGGCUGGCGCAGGUAUUCUGACACUUUUUUUCACGGCGGGCUGGUUCGGCUUAAUGGGCUUUACCGCACUUGGCUGA